Molecule: messenger RNA, 4933 nt
Organism: Misgurnus anguillicaudatus (oriental weatherfish)
Lineage: Eukaryota; Metazoa; Chordata; Actinopteri; Cypriniformes; Cobitidae
Gene: xpo1b
Product: exportin 1 (CRM1 homolog, yeast) b
Biological process (GO): ribosomal large subunit export from nucleus; protein export from nucleus; ribosomal small subunit export from nucleus
Cellular component (GO): nucleus; cytoplasm
Molecular function (GO): nuclear export signal receptor activity; small GTPase binding
Source: RefSeq, a predicted model, not a curated record
GUUAGGAGUUUGUUGCUUGUGAGAAGAAGAGGCACAGGCUCACAGUCUAAAACCGCCCUGGUGCAAAAUUGACUUCAGUACAGGGCACAUUUCUUUAUUAAGGUUAACUUUGUUUCGUAAAAUGAACCGGACUGAAAAAAUACUUAACUCGCCGUGAUUGUUGGUGCGGAAUUCACAUCCUAGUGGUCCUUAUAUUAGGCAACGCUGGUGUGGCUGGCCAGUCAACGGCUCAUCCUAAAUAUUUUUUACAUUUUGAUAGAAAGCGUCAAUAAAAGGCACCAACGAUACUGGAUCAAAUAAACAUAAUUUUAGCAACUCUGGCAGACAAGCCCAUCUUCCUUCCCUCAAAGGCUUGGACUUUUAGAGCUCUAUGCCAGCAAUUAUGACAAUGUUAGCUGACCAUGCAGCCAGACAGCUGCUGGACUUUAACCAGAAACUGGAUAUCAACCUGCUGGAUAAUGUGGUCAACUGCCUGUACCAUGGGGUUGGGCCACAGCAAAGAAUGGCCCAGGAGGUGCUCACUCACUUGAAGGAGCACCCAGAUGCAUGGACACGAGUUGACACCAUUCUGGAGUUCUCGCAAAAUAUGAACACCAAAUACUAUGCCCUGCAGAUUCUGGAAACAGUUAUUAAAACAAGAUGGAAGAUUCUGCCCAGAAACCAAUGUGAAGGCAUUAAAAAGUAUGUCGUGGGGCUUAUUAUCAAGACUUCAUCAGAUGCGGCCAACGUUGAGAAAGAAAAGGUGUACAUUGGAAAACUCAACAUGAUAUUAGUACAGAUUUUGAAGCAGGAGUGGCCAAAACAUUGGCCAACAUUUAUAAGUGACAUUGUUGGAGCGAGCCGCACCAGCGAGAGUCUAUGCCAGAACAACAUGGUCAUUCUGAAGCUCCUGAGUGAAGAGGUGUUUGAUUUCUCCAGUGGCCAGAUGACACAGGUGAAAGCCAAACACCUGAAGGACAGCAUGUGCAACGAGUUUUCUCAGAUAUUCCAGCUGUGCCAGUUUGUGAUGGAAAAUUCCCAAAAUGCCCCACUGGUGCAUGCUACUUUAGAAACACUGCUGAGGUUUCUCAACUGGAUUCCAUUGGGUUAUAUCUUUGAAACCAAACUCAUCAGUACUCUGGUGUACAAGUUCCUAAAUGUGCCGAUGUUCCGCAAUGUGACUCUGAAGUGCUUGACUGAGAUUGCAGGGGUCAGCGUGAGCCAGUACGAGGAACAAUUUGUCAGUCUAUUCACUCUUACCAUGAUGCAGCUCAAACAGAUGCUUCCCCUGAACACCAAUAUCCGACUGGCAUACGCAAAUGGUAAAGAUGAUGAGCAAAACUUCAUUCAGAACCUCAGCCUGUUCCUCUGCACCUUCCUCAAAGAGCACGGACAGCUUAUAGAGAAGAGGCUGAACCUCAGAGAGACUCUCAUGGAGGCACUGCAUUACAUGUUGCUGGUGUCAGAGGUAGAGGAAACUGAGAUAUUUAAGAUCUGUUUGGAAUACUGGAACCACCUGGCUGCUGAGCUCUACAGAGAAAGCCCCUUCUCCACUUCCACCUCUCCUCUUCUUUCAGGGAGCCAACACUUUGAUGUACCGCCCCGCAGACAGCUAUACCUGCCUGUGCUGUCUAAGGUGCGUUUGCUGAUGGUGAGUCGCAUGGCCAAGCCUGAAGAAGUUCUGGUGGUGGAGAAUGAUCAGGGUGAGGUGGUUCGAGAGUUCAUGAAGGACACAGACUCUAUAAACCUCUACAAGAAUAUGAGAGAGACGCUUGUCUAUCUGACCCAUCUAGACUAUGCUGAUACAGAGCGUAUCAUGACAGAGAAGCUUCAUAAUCAAGUGAAUGGUACCGAGUGGUCCUGGAAGAAUCUAAACACGUUGUGCUGGGCCAUUGGUUCCAUCAGUGGAGCCAUGCAUGAGGAAGAUGAGAAGAGGUUCCUCGUCACAGUUAUUAAGGACCUGCUGGGUUUAUGUGAGCAGAAGAGAGGCAAGGACAACAAGGCCAUUAUCGCCUCAAACAUUAUGUACAUUGUGGGCCAGUACCCACGAUUUCUACGUGCUCACUGGAAAUUCCUUAAAACUGUCGUCAACAAAUUGUUUGAGUUCAUGCAUGAAACCCACGAUGGAGUUCAGGACAUGGCAUGUGACACUUUCAUUAAGAUUGCUCAGAAGUGCAGGAGGCAUUUUGUGCAGGUGCAGGUGGGAGAGGUGAUGCCCUUUAUUGAUGAGAUCCUCAACAACAUCAACACCAUCAUCUGUGACCUGCAGCCCCAGCAGGUGCAUACGUUUUACGAAGCUGUCGGCUACAUGAUUGGAGCGCAAACUGACCAGGCUGUGCAAGAGCACCUGAUUGAGAAGUACAUGUUGUUGCCCAACCAAGUGUGGGACAGCAUCAUUCAGCAGGCCACCAAGAACGUAGACAUCCUGAAGGACCCAGAGACAGUGAAGCAGUUGGGCAGCAUUUUGAAGACCAACGUCAGGGCGUGUAAAGCUGUGGGGCACCCCUUUGUUAUUCAGCUGGGCCGAAUCUACCUGGACAUGCUCAAUGUAUACAAGUGCCUUAGUGAGAACAUCUCUGCUGCCAUACAGACCAAUGGCGAGAUGGUGACCAAGCAGCCUCUCAUCCGGAGCAUGCGCACAGUAAAGAGAGAGACGCUGAAGCUGAUCUCAGGCUGGGUCAGCCGCUCCAAUGACCCACAGAUGGUAGGGGAGAAUUUUGUCCCUCCACUGUUGGACGCGGUGCUUAUAGAUUACCAGCGCAAUGUCCCUGCGGCAAGGGAACCGGAAGUGCUCAGUACCAUGGCGACGAUCGUAAACAAAUUGGGUGGACACAUUACAGGAGAGAUCCCACAGAUAUUUGAUGCAGUGUUUGAGUGCACAUUAAACAUGAUUAACAAAGACUUUGAGGAAUACCCGGAACACCGGACACAUUUCUUCUACCUGCUGCAGGCAGUGAACUCUCACUGUUUCCCAGCAUUCCUGGCCAUUCCACCAGCCCAGUUUAAACUUGUGCUCGACUCCAUAAUAUGGGCCUUUAAACACACCAUGAGAAAUGUGGCAGACACUGGCCUGCAGAUUCUGUACACGCUGCUGCAGAACGUGGCUCAGGAGGAGGCAGCAGCGCAGAGCUUCUAUCAGACUUACUUUUGUGAUGUCCUGCAGCACAUCUUCUCUGUUGUUACAGAUACAUCACACACAGCCGGUUUGACCAUGCACGCCUCUAUCUUGGCGUACAUGUUUAAUCUCGUUGAGGAAGGGAAAAUAAGUGCAGUUUUGAAUCCAUCAAAUCCAGUUAGUAACCAGGUGUUCAUCCAGGAGUAUGUGGCCAACUUGCUAAAAUCAGCUUUUCCACAUUUACAGGAUGCCCAGGUGAAAGUGUUUGUGACUGGUCUGUUCAGUUUAAACCAAGACAUCCCAGCAUUCAAAGAACACUUGAGGGAUUUCCUUGUGCAGAUCAAGGAAUUUGCAGGCGAGGACACCUCUGAUCUGUUUUUGGAAGAGAGGGAAACCUCACUGCGUCAGGCCCAGGAGGAGAAACACAAAUUACAGAUGUCCGUGCCUGGCAUUCUUAACCCACAUGAAAUACCAGAGGAGAUGUGUGACUGAGUUCACACACGCGCACACAACACACGCUGACUUGGAAACAAACUUGACACACUCGACUGAGGCGGUGUUGUGGCUGCUCUUCUUUGGGGAUUUUGUGUGUUUUCUUGUACAUGUGUGCGUGCGUGUGUGUGUGUGAGUGCGUGAGUACUUUAGGCUCUUCCUGUGAGGAGGAUUUCGGCACUUGGCUGUCUUUUGACCAAAACAAUGCCAAUAUGUAAAUGAUUUUGUCAUCCAGCGGCCCUAAUCGCAUAGUUGGUGUUUCAUAGACACUAGUGUAUUACCUUUAUGUUGUUAACAGCUUACGUUUGGUCACUGUAAUUCAAAUGCCGCUGCAUGAAGUGUCUCAUCUGUACAAUUAACUCUUGCUUGUGUGCUCUUUUUUUCCUCUCCCGUUUUCUCCUUUCACGCAUCAUGUAUUUGUUCAUGUAUAUUAUAUAUAAGAGCAGAGUGCAGUUUUUGUAGAAUGCUGUAUGUGCUCUGGCAGUGGGCAGAUGUAUCUAGCGUCUGUAUCUGUGUGUGCGUCUGUGUGUGAGACAAUCACGGCCACUGAGCAGCACAACAGAUACAGCCAAUGAAAACGUUGAUGAAUGUCAGUGAUUGGUGAGUGUUGCAUAGUGGCUGUAAUUAUUAGCCACUGUGUGUGCGCAUGUUAGGGAGCUGAUAGCAGAUUGGGACUAAAGUAAAGCUUGAUGCUGAAGGUGAAGUGGCACGGAUCACUGAAUGAAUGGACUUUGUGAAGUGAACCUGUUUGCUUUUUUACACAGCCCUCUACAUGUUCAUAUCAGCAUAACUGUACAGCAUCUUUACUACCAUGGGAACACGCGGAUGUUUCGUUCUGUUUUGUUGUGGGUGUGCGAGCGCGCGUGUGUGUUGUCGCUAAGCCGACAUCAGGUUUUUUGUUUUCCUCAAUGAGGACGGUUGCUCCUUUUGUGAGCUUUCAUUAAAUUGAAGUAAAAAAGUGGUUGAUAUUUAUGGGUUCUUGUAGGCUUACACCUUUAUAACUGCUCAUGUUAACUCACUCAGAGACAGCUUUUGGAGUUUUUUGAAUUGUACUAAUUUCCAUUGUUUACCAUGCUGUAGUGCUGCAGGACACUACGUAGAGCGAAAUAAAUCUCAGUUUACAUUUAAUUUUGUAUUUUUGCAUUUUUCAUUUUUAUCUUGAGGUGUCCUGUCCAAAUGAAGCAAAACGGUUUUAUUCUAAGAAAACGACAAAUGCCAACAUUCUCGUUAGGAAGAUGAAUGUACUGAUUCAAUGACUUCAGAUUAGUGGUGAAUUUCCCUUCACUAUGUGUAACAUUUGUUGUGAAAUUUUUUGAACUUAUUAAAGUUGAAAGAAUUUUAUAAUUA